GAGGGUUAAAAUCAUCUUUUACGGGUGUGUCAGCCUGUUUUUACCAUCCGCCCGGAGGCCAGGUUCACCAUGCCCUGCUUAACCUGCACCACUUGGAGCACCCUCACACAGGGGAGUCCAUUGCUCGCUGCAUUGAUCAGACAUUAGAUGCAUGGGGUAUAAGAGAAGACAAGGUGCUGCUCAUUGUGACAGAUAACGGCUCCAACAUCGUCAAGGCUGUGCGGCUUCUUAGGGAUAAAAAGCGAGAGCAGAGCCUUGAGUCAGAUGGUGCUGUCUCUCAGGCGCAGCCAAGAGGUGUAGGAGACGAGCAGAAUGAACUGUGGAUGGAGUCGUAGGGGUCAGACGAGGAGGAUGAGGAGGAGACUGAGAUCGGAGGCGUUGAAUUUGACCUGCCAGAAGAUGGGGAGAACAAGUUCCAGAGAAUGCCAUGCCUGGCCCACACCCUUCAGGUCACUCUUAAAGAUGCCAUGAAGCACACAAGUGUUCAUUCAGUCAUGAAAAAAGCAAGAAAACUAGUCCACGGUGUGAGGAAAUCGUCAGCGGCUAAUGAAGAAUUGAUCAAAAGAUGUGGCAAAACUCUGAUCUGGGAUUGUAGCACACGCUGGAACAGCACUUUUGAUAUGAUGAAAAGACUGCUGGAGACCAGAACAGAACUAAACCAACUACUUGAGAAUUUUGGCAUGGACACACUUCUCACAAGCGAUUGGGCUAAGCUAGCGAAACUUGUCAAGGUGCUUGAGCCUUUUGCUGUUCACACAGACCAGCUUCAGAGUGACAGUCAGUCACUCUCACAAGUAGUGCCAUGCCUGCUCAACCUUGAGGCACACUUGCUGAUGACUGCUGUUGGAAAGCAAUUAGCUCAAGUACUGCUGAAGUCCUUGCGAGAAGGUUUUGCUGGCAUUCUUAGCCCUGAUUCCAUACAGUUUGAUGCAACACCAGCAGGUGCCUGCCUAAUGGAUCCAAGUGUUUUGCUGGUUCUUCAAUCACCAGACACUGUGCCAUUGAAGAGGGCAGCACAGUCCUUUGUGCAGAACCUGGCAGCUCAGUAUCACCCAGCUGCUUCUCAGUAUGAUGGUGCUACUGCAAGGGCAACUCAAACUCCAACAGGAGCCCCUCUUGCUGUCCUUCAGAAAUACAGCUUCCUUGCAUCCCGUACAGAGGUCUACGUGUCCUACACAAAUCAGCCUAGUCUGACCGAUAGUCUGUUGAUCGAAAUGGAGAAGUAUUUCUGCGAAGUGAAACAGGGAGUGUUUAAUGAGACACCAUUGCAGUUCUGGAGAUCUAGAGAAGCUGUGUAUCCAAAACUUGCCCCUGUGGCAUUGGAUCUCGUUAGUGCCCCUGCCUCACAAGCCUUUGUGGAGCGCAUCUUGUCUUUGUGUGGACUGCUGUCAUCUGGCCUGAGAAACAGAACAACUACAUCUCUGGAGCAACGCGUUUCUCUCAAGAUCAAUAAGAAAUUAUUGCUUGACUGAAGUAAAACCAUCUCUCUCUUUCUCACCCAUGCACAUUCAUUCACAAACACACACACACACACACACGAGACACACGUUUAUAUUUUAUUUUUAUUUGUCAUGUUCUUUUCUCAGAUUAAGCCCCCUGACAUUCUGACAGAAAUUUCUUGUGUGACUCAAAAAUGAGUUGAAUACAUGCGGUUCAUCAUGUAUGUCUUCUUUAGUCUGUUGGCUAUUUAGUUUUUUUUCUUGGCACACGUCACUUCCACAUUUUGCAUGUAUUGCGGAGUGUAGACUGUUUACAUAUUUGUGCCCAUAUGUACAUUUUAUGUACUGGUUUUAUUGUUGAAUAAAUAUUUUCUAAA
Esox lucius (northern pike) is the source of this 1816-nucleotide messenger RNA. RefSeq names its product zinc finger BED domain-containing protein 4-like. Lineage: Eukaryota; Metazoa; Chordata; Actinopteri; Esociformes; Esocidae. The coding region runs from base 423 to 1472 and encodes 349 amino acids. The record is from RefSeq and is a predicted model, not a curated record. The transcript is spliced from 2 exons. Gene Ontology annotation, molecular function: protein dimerization activity.